GUGAACACAGAGUUCCGUCCCAAAUGUCUCGAGACGGUUGACGGCCGGUUUGGCUCUGUUCUCCUGUCCCGUCGUGUCUUUGUCCGCACGAUGCACGACUCCAGCGGGGUACAGCUGGCGCGCGCUCUGAAGCUCGCUGCCCUGUUUCUGCUCCUGGUGCCUCGUUUUCUGGCCGCGGCAGUGACGCUGUGGCUCCUGGACUUCCUGUGCAUCCGUCGCAAGGUGCUGCUCCAGAUGGGCGCGCGGCCACACAGUGCUGACGACCCACCUCUGUGCGUCUCUGACUCCAACCGCAUGUUCACGCUGGAGUCGCUGCGCGCUGUGUGGUACGGCCAAAAGCUGGACCUGCUGAAGUCCGCGCGGCUGGGACGCGCGGCACCCAACACGGAGGUGGUUCUGGUGCCCGAGCGCCGUCCGGUGCGCAUCCUGGACUGCAUGCGCGGGACGCGGCCGCUCGUCCUCAACUUUGGCAGCUGCUCCUGACCGCCCUUUAUGACGCGCCUGGCCGCCUUCCAGCGCGUCGUCAGCCAGUACGCCGACAUCGCUGACUUUGUGGUGGUCUACAUCGAGGAAGCGCACCCGGCCGACGGCUGGGUCAGCUCGGACGCUCCAUACCAGAUCCUCAAGCACCGCUGUCUUGAGGACCGGCUGAGCGCAGCGCGCCUCAUGCUGCCUCAGGUGCCUGGCAGCAGCGUGGUGGUGGACAACAUGGACAACUCGUCCAACGCCGCCUACGGAGCCUAUUUCGAGAGACUCUACAUCGUGCGCGACCAGAGGGUGGUCUACCAAGGGGGUCGGGGACCGGAGGGCUACCGGAUAUCGGAGCUCAGGAAGUGGCUGGAACAGUACCGGAGGGACAUGAGCGCGUGUCCGGUACUUCAAGCCUAACCCAGGAGAAUGUAUAUGUUUGGUUGCCUUUUGCCUGCGCUCGCACAUUGAGUGUCUUUUGUGCGAUGCAGUGUGUUAUGACUCCUCCAAAUCAAGGGUUCUCAAACCUCAGAGGUCCUGGGACCCCUCCCUGGGGAGACAUGUGUCCAAGGACCCCUCAAGCCCAACGCCGAUCAAACAUAAUAAACUAUAAUGUGUACCACUGUACACACCCCAAAACCCUAUCAACAAGCAUCAGAGCAAAUUAAAAACUUUUAAAGGAAAAAGUUGUAUAGUUAUGAGAAUUAAGUUGAUUUCUUUCAACAUAGGAUAUUAAGUCAGGGUUUAAAAAGGGAAGACUCACAUUAUAAAGUCACUUUAUUCUCCUAAUAUAAUACCUAUUAUUCAAGAAAAAAAAGACAUGUUGAAAAAUAUGCCAUUUAUUCUGAGGUCUAACGCCUGUGGUAUUACAUAUUUAGGUUUUUUUUUUUUCUUUUUAUAAGAAGGACUUAUUCAUGCAAAUGUGUCAGUGUUAUAGUGUUAUAUCACUAUCCUGUUUAAGCUUUUAAUUGCUCAAAGCCUAGGAAGGGAGGAGUAAUUGGUUAAUUAUGUUUGCCUUAUUGGCAGACAAGUCUCAUUAUGUAGGUAUGCACUUUUUUAUUAUGAUAAUUAAUAGCAAAUUAUUAUGCAGCCCCCACCCCCCAAGAUCCAGCUCACGGACCACCGGAGGGAUCCGGGGACCCCAGUUUGAGAACCACUGCUCUAACUUCCUAUUAUAUAUUCUAUUGCUGUUGGGUUCCAGGUGGCACCCUGGGGUGUCUGCGUGAAGUUCAGUUCUCCAACGGCCCGGCCACAGAACCGACACUGAUGUUUGUGACACCCCAGUGGCUUGAUGGGUUGACGUGCCCGCCGGCACCAAGAUGACAGAAGAAACAAGGGGUACAUUAGGAUGUGAUGUCAUGUUGUGUAAUUGAACAAAUUAUUUUUUUUGUAUAAAAUAAAUGAGUAACACAUUGAA
Molecule: messenger RNA, 1885 nt
Organism: Corythoichthys intestinalis (scribbled pipefish)
Lineage: Eukaryota; Metazoa; Chordata; Actinopteri; Syngnathiformes; Syngnathidae
Product: thyroxine 5-deiodinase-like
Exons: 1
Biological process (GO): thyroid hormone metabolic process
Molecular function (GO): thyroxine 5'-deiodinase activity
Source: RefSeq, a predicted model, not a curated record